Messenger RNA from Brassicogethes aeneus, 3531 nucleotides. Lineage: Eukaryota; Metazoa; Arthropoda; Insecta; Coleoptera; Nitidulidae. The record is from the annotation of a GenBank genome assembly.
GCCGGUGAUGGCGUUUUCUGUUGACCGUAAACAAGUUUGGUUAUAAUUAUAAAAUUAUUUACAAAAAUUAAGUACUUCCGUGCUACGUAUUCGUAGAAUUGAAUAAUUUUAAUGUAGUAUUACAUGUGUUGUUGCUGUUUUACUUAAAAAUUUUAGUGUGGAAGAUUUUACAAGCAUUGCCAGGAAACACCUAAGCAUUACCUACCAAAAAUGUUGUCAAUAGGCCCCAAAAUGGACGGAGGUCCGAAUAGCAAGUAUUUCGAGUCUUCGGAAACGUUAUCCACGUACGAGGGAAUACGGCAGUGGCUGCAAAAGAACGCAAAAAAGUAUGUGGCCAAUGAACCUUUGUCCAACAAGGUUUUAUGUAAUUUAACUACCCAGCUUAUGCAGUUUCAAGAGGAUUAUUUGGGUAAAAAUGCCCAAAAACCACCAAUGACGAGAAUUCCAAUUAAAUUUUUCCUUGAUUUUAAACCUGGUGGCGGGCUAUGCCAAAUUCUUGCAUCUGCAUAUAAGUUUAAAAACGAACAUGGCUGGAAGAAGUUUGAAAUUCCUGCAGAGAAGAACUCAAAGAAGACCGAUAAAGCCAUGGAUAUGUUGAAGUCAAUCGAGAAGGCACUGAUUCAGAGUAAAUUGUAUACCUAUCCUGUAAUUUGUGUUAAACCUGAUGUUGAUAAGAGCACAGUACAAAAAAUUAAGGAAAUCAUGCGAAAAAGAAAUGGGCAAAUAACUGAUAGCGAAGAUAAUUCUACUCACAUUAUCUAUGGAACUGUGGAUCACAAUGAUGAGUAUGGUAGGCCUGUUAUGAAAAGAGAUGAUAAUAUAAUUAUGCAUUGGUAUUAUUUUCCCAACUCUUACGAUACUUGGGUUAAUAUUGAUGAGGCCGGUUUGGAUGGAUUAACAGUUGAUAAUCCCAUUCCUAGAUUGGGUCCUUGGAGAGUGGCUUGCACAUGGGUUAUCGAAUCGGACCAAUACAACGAGUGGAUGUCUGAGGAAGACUAUGAAGUUGAUGAAUCGGGAAAAAAGAAGACACACCCUCAAAUGUUAUCUGUGGAGGAUGUAAUGAACCCCGCAGACGCGCCUUAUAAAAAAAAAUCGAAAAGAAAGAGGUCGCCAUCUCCACCAGUCAAGGUUGUAGUUGGUAAACGCAAGAAGGCUGUUAAAGGGAAAAUUAGAUCUGAUGAUAAUGAAAGCGAUGAUAUCAGGGAUACUGAAGAGAACACCAUGGAAAGUAUCGAUAAUCCACCAUCAAAUGCUUCAUCUAGAAAAGAUGAAUCUCAGAUGGCCAAAGAUUCAAUGGGCGAUCCAGAUGAGGAUAAAGGUGAAGAUUCACAAACUGGUAAGACUGGUAGUGAGAGCAACACUCAGGAUGAUGGUAUGGAAGACAAUGUAACUGAACAAACCCAUCAUAUAGUAAUACCAUCAUAUUCUGCUUGGUUUGAUUACAACUCGAUCCACGACGUUGAAAAAAGGGCAUUACCGGAAUUCUUCAACGGUAGAAAUAAAUCCAAAACUCCGGAAGUUUAUCUGGCUUACAGAAACUUCAUGAUAGAUACGUAUAGAUUGAAUCCUACCGAAUAUAUUACAAGCACUGCCUGCCGUAGAAAUCUGGCGGGUGAUGUGUGCGCUAUUAUGCGAGUGCAUGCUUUUCUCGAGCAAUGGGGUUUGGUUAACUACCAGGUCGACACUGAUUCGCGACCGACACCCAUGGGACCGCCAACCACUUCCCAUUUCCAUAUUUUAUCCGAUACGCCGUCAGGUUUACAACCUGUUAACCCUCCCAAAGUCCAGCAACCCAGCUCUGCCAAGUUGAUAGUCGAUAUGGAUAGACCCGGCGAGAUCAAGAGAGAGGAGAUGGAAAUUUCCAAGUUCGGACUUACUUUGGACCAGUACGCCAACAAGAAGCCGCCCGUAAUGAAGAACAAAACCGUCGCAUCGCUUACUAGAGAUUGGACGGAGCAGGAGACCCUACUCCUUCUGGAAGCCCUGGAGAUGUACAAAGACGAUUGGAACAAAGUGUGCGAGCACGUGGGCUCCCGCACGCAGGACGAGUGCAUAUUGCACUUCCUCAGACUGCCCAUCGAAGAUCCCUAUUUGGAAGACCCCGAGGCGGGCGGUGUUAUUGGACCUUUGGCCUAUCAACCGAUACCUUUCAGUAAAUCCGGCAAUCCAAUCAUGUCUACGGUAGCUUUCUUGGCUUCUAUCGUCGAUCCCAGGGUGGCCGCAGCUGCAGCUAAGUCGGCGAUGAAGGAGUUUUCGAAUAUCAAGGAUGAGGUUCCUUCUGCUGUGUUGGAUUCCUUCUUGAAGACGGUAGAGACCGCGGCUGCUGACGGAAAAUCCGAUCCCAUCGCCAGUUUGGGUUCAACAGGUAUUGCUGGAACCGCACCUGAAAAAGAAGAGGAAGUAAAAAAAGAAGAUGUAAAAUCGGAAGAAAAAACCGAUGAAGCUAAGAAAGAAGAAUCGGAAAAAGACGACAAGGAAAAAGAAAAGGAUAAGGAGAAAGAAAAAGAAUCUGAUAAAGAAAAGGAAGAUGAAAAGGUGAAAGAGAGUGAAAAGAUGAAGGAAAAAUCGACGGAAGAAGAAAAACCGGAAACGCCCACCGAGACAACGGAAAAAGAAAAAUCCAGCGAGGAAGAGGAGGCCAAACCGGCAGCGAAGCCUGUGAAAGACAGCGAAAUGCAAGCCGCAGCUGCCGCCACCUUGGCAGCCGCGGCCGUCAAAGCCAAACACUUGGCGGCUGUGGAGGAGCGCAAGAUAAAAUCGCUGGUCGCGCUCCUGGUGGAAACGCAAAUGAAAAAGCUCGAGAUCAAGCUGCGACACUUCGAAGAGCUGGAAACCACGAUGGAGCGCGAACGCGAAGGGCUGGAGUACCAGCGGCAGCAGCUGAUCACGGAAAGGCAGUGCUUCCACCUGGAGCAGCUGAAGGCGGCCGAGUUCAGGGCGAAGCAGCACGCGCAGCAGCGCAUGCUCAGCGAGCAGGGCCAGUGGCCCGCGCAGCCGCAGCAUCCGAUGUCGCACCCGGUGCCCCACGGGGAGCCCGUCCAGGGCGGCACCUCGACGCCGCCGUCCCCCCAGGCGGCCCAGGUGGCGUCGCCGGCCGCCCAGCCGCCUCACAUGUAGGUCUCGUCCUUUUUUUUUAACAUGAUUUGCAGACUUGCAAAAUGCACUUCAAAUUACAAUUUUGGACAGAAUGCAUUUUGCAAGUCUGCUCUUCUUUUUUUCGCCUUUAUUUAUUAUUAUGUGUCGCAUAGUUUUGUCUACAAACUGAUGGAUAUCAUAGUAUACUACAAUGGGAAGAUUGUGCCUUCUCUCUCUGAAUAUAUAUAUUCGAAUUCACGUUUAUUUGUAAGUGCGUUUUACAAAAUAUUACCAUUAAUUGUCGCAGUAAUUGUACCUAUUGUUAAAUUAUAUUGAUUGAUUGGGUGAUUCUUUUUAUGUCUAGGAGAAUUUAUUUACACUAAUAUCAUUCAUUAUGGAAUAUUUUAUACUUUUUCAUUUAGAUUUUUAUUGAUUAUUCAUUUUAACACAGUAUUG